CUCCGCCUCCUCCGCUGCGCCUCCUCCGCUGCGCCUCCUCCGCCCGGGCCGUGCGCCGCCGCGCGGGGCGAGCGAGGCGGGGCCGCCGGGGCCGCCAUGGAGCCCGACUCGGUGAUCGAGGACAAGACGAUCGAGCUCAUGUUCCCGAAGUGCAUGUGUGGGAUUUGGUUGAAGAACGCUGGCUCCGGUAAUCGGAAAGCAUCGGGGACGCUGCUUGCCUGCGCUCUUUUCUCAGACUAGUCUGAAGGGGGAUGCCCCACUCAGGCGGGAUUGGUGCGGCCGAAGGGCAGAAUAUCCUCCAGUGUUCUGUGCCCAGGUCAUUGUGGCUAGGCUGCGCCACCCUGGCAGAGAGCAUGUGCACACUGAGUUGCCUGCGCAGCCUGCCCAAUGCCAGCUGUCUCCAGAUAAGUAACGGGACGUCGUCUGUGAUCGUCUCCCGAAAGCGGCCCUCGGAAGGCAACUACCAGAAGGAGAAAGACUUGUGCAUUAAGUACUUCGACCAGUGGUCUGAGUCGGAUCAAGUGGAGUUUGUGGAGCACCUCAUUUCACGGAUGUGUCAUUACCAGCAUGGACAUAUUAACUCUUACCUGAAGCCCAUGUUACAGCGGGACUUCAUCACCGCCUUACCAGAGCAAGGCUUAGAUCACAUAGCAGAAAACAUUCUCUCCUACCUGGACGCCAGGUCGCUGUGUGCCGCGGAGCUGGUGUGCAAGGAAUGGCAGCGGGUCAUCUCGGAGGGCAUGCUGUGGAAGAAGCUCAUCGAGAGGAUGGUGCGCACGGACCCGCUCUGGAAGGGGCUGUCGGAGCGCAGGGGCUGGGAUCAGUACCUGUUUAAAAACAGACCCACGGACGGCCCUCCCAAUUCGUUCUAUAGGUCAUUGUACCCAAAGAUCAUCCAGGACAUAGAGACUAUAGAGUCCAACUGGCGGUGUGGCCGGCAUAACCUGCAGCGGAUCCAGUGCCGCUCGGAGAACAGCAAAGGCGUCUACUGCCUGCAGUAUGACGACGAGAAGAUCAUCAGCGGACUCCGCGACAACUCCAUCAAGAUCUGGGAUAAGACCAGCCUGGAGUGUCUGAAGGUGCUCACGGGCCACACAGGCUCCGUCCUAUGUCUCCAGUACGACGAGCGGGUCAUCGUGACGGGCUCCUCGGACUCCACAGUGAGGGUGUGGGACGUGCACACGGGCGAGGUGCUCAACACGCUCAUCCACCACAACGAGGCCGUCCUGCACCUGCGCUUCAGCAACGGGCUGAUGGUCACCUGCUCCAAGGACCGCUCCAUCGCCGUCUGGGACAUGGCCUCGGCCACCGACAUCACCCUGCGCCGUGUCCUGGUCGGCCACCGCGCGGCCGUCAACGUGGUGGACUUCGAUGACAAGUAUAUUGUGUCCGCCUCGGGCGACAGGACCAUCAAAGUGUGGAGCACGAGCACCUGUGAGUUCGUGCGGACCCUGAACGGGCACAAGCGGGGCAUCGCCUGCCUCCAGUACCGGGACCGGCUGGUGGUCAGCGGCUCCUCAGACAACACCAUCAGGCUGUGGGACAUCGAGUGUGGUGCCUGCCUGCGAGUCCUGGAGGGCCACGAGGAGCUGGUCCGCUGCAUCCGCUUCGAUAACAAGAGGAUCGUCAGCGGGGCCUACGACGGGAAGAUCAAAGUCUGGGAUUUGCAGGCCGCCCUGGACCCGCGAGCCCCCGCGAGCACGCUGUGUUUGCGCACGUUGGUGGAACACUCGGGCCGCGUGUUCCGGCUCCAGUUUGACGAGUUCCAGAUCAUCAGCAGCUCCCACGACGACACUAUUUUGAUCUGGGAUUUCCUCAACGUGCCUCCCAGCGCCCAGAACGAGACCCGCUCUCCUUCCAGAACCUACACGUACAUCUCCAGAUAACAGUCUGCACUUUACCGAGUCAG
This is a messenger RNA of Sorex fumeus (smoky shrew), 1909 nucleotides long. RefSeq names its product F-box and WD repeat domain containing 11 (gene FBXW11). The coding region runs from base 252 to 1886 and encodes 544 amino acids. The record is from RefSeq and is a predicted model, not a curated record. The transcript has 13 exons. NCBI's taxonomy places the organism in Eukaryota, Metazoa, Chordata, Mammalia, Eulipotyphla, Soricidae. Gene Ontology annotation, molecular function: protein dimerization activity.